GUCUACUCUAGAUCUUUCUUCCAACAUGCGAUGUGUUUUGCUCAAUUUUGUUUCUCGACUAGAUCGACGUUCCUCCGCAGUGUUUCUGCUGUGCAGCGCAUAUAUUAUACAGCAGUUUGACCAUGCGUCUUCAACCCCUUCGUCUUCUACCCACCACCAUCCCAUAUCCUCUCCCAACCAGUGUACCCCAUCUACGUUCGAUUCUCGAUCUCACAAUGACAGAUUCAAAUUCUUCUACGGCGAUGGAGGUCUUUACUGGUGCAUCUAACUUCAAUAUCAGCAACGGCAACUUCUCAAGCACCGGAAGGGAUCAGUUCAUUGUUCAGACACGAGGCAAGAAGAGGCAGUUUAGCGGCGGUCUACCAGAACUUUCCAAGGCAAGAAGAGGAGGAUUGACAGUCAGUGUCUACCGGAACUUUCGGAGUUCACCAAAAUCAAGCGGGGCGAUAUCUAUAAAGGUAAAGAGAUCUGCUGCUCUUGUGUUCAAACGGGAAGGACAACACGGAAAUGGCGGUCUAUCAUACCGGGAUCAACGUAAUUGGACCGUUUGGACAGAAAAAAUUCACUGUGAAGGAGUAUCGUGGUCGAAAUACGAAAAGCUAGGUGUGAAGGGUUGGUCUGUCCCCCGAAAGAUUCAUCUUGAUUGGAUUUGACAGGAAUGGAGGCGCGAUUUUUCGCGUUGUUCUAAGGAACUCAGAAAUUAAACUAUCGGUAAUGAUGUACUUUCAAAGCUCGUACCCGUUGCGAAUAUUGAAGGUUCACUAAGGUGGGUGGGGUUAUUCUAUAUUGACUUACUGAAGAUCGCCUUGGGAUGUGCAAGAAACGAGCGUUGGAUGGAUCCGACCGAAGGAAGGUUCUGUCGCGUACCGAUUGGACUGAAAUAUCACCCUUCCGACGUGAAAUUCCUGAAAGAAGAUGUCUUCAUUCGAUAUUUCACCGGCAAGCAAGACGAUCAAAGACUUUUGGGUGCACUUAGUAAGAGUUGGGUAUCUUGAGACCGGCUGUCUUCAUGUAUUAACCUUUUCGGUAUCAUAACUGACAGGAAUAUUAUUAGUUGAACUUCGGCGCGC
Messenger RNA from Marasmius oreades (fairy-ring Marasmius), 1070 nucleotides. RefSeq lists its product as uncharacterized. NCBI's taxonomy places the organism in Eukaryota, Fungi, Basidiomycota, Agaricomycetes, Agaricales, Marasmiaceae. The transcript is spliced from 5 exons. Bases 123 to 653 code for a protein of 176 amino acids. The record is from RefSeq and is a predicted model, not a curated record.